UGUCGCGAGACGCGAGUAAACGCGUGUCACGGCGAUACGUAACGCAUUUUUGCGCUGUGCGUUCGCAGUGAAGCCGCGUGCCAGUGCCCUAUUUCAUCAAGCGUUCUUGAAGCUUCACUCUUUAUAUUCCUCGUGUUCCAUCUUUCGUGUACUGUGAAUCUGUGUGCAACGCGAGGCAUAGUUACGGGUUAUCGUCAUAUAAUUUCAUUGCUCGUUUAAAUUUAUGAGCCACAGUAUAAUCAGGGUGUUGCUCAACACUUGUCGUCUUACUCUUGACCAAGUGGUGACAGGAGGAUUGCAGAGUUGUCGUCUUUUGUACUCGUCUGUGUUUGGUUUUCAUUGUGAAGCUUGUGGCAUAAAUUUGAAACUCGAGCUGAGAAACGAUGAAUGCCUCAGAACAUGGGUUUAACCCGGCCUUUAACAUGGCCUCCAUAAAGCAAGCUUUCAAUGAGGCUGUAGAAAGAGUCUCAACAGUUAGGAUGCCUGCGCCUACGCGGUUGAGGGAUCUGAUUAGACAAAUACGAGCUGCACGGACAGCGGCGGAAGAGAGAACAGUCGUCAACAAGGAGUGUGCGUACAUUCGCUCGACGUUUAGGGAAGAGGACAGCGUGUGGAGAUGUCGUAACAUUGCAAAAUUACUAUAUAUCCAUAUGCUGGGAUAUCCAGCGCAUUUUGGUCAAUUGGAAUGCUUAAAGCUCAUCGCUUCGCCAAGAUUCACGGACAAACGAAUCGGUUAUCUAGGGGCCAUGUUAUUACUGGAUGAACGGCAGGACGUGCAUCUCCUGAUCACAAAUUGUUUAAAAAAUGAUUUGAACAGUUCUACGCAAUUCGUCAUCGGUCUGGCGCUGUGCACUUUGGGUGCGAUUGCGUCUCCGGAAAUGGCGAGGGAUCUGGCGGCCGAGGUCGAGAGAUUGAUGAAGUCGCCGAACGCAUACAUAAGGAAGAAAGCGGCGCUCUGUGCCUUUCGGAUUAUCAGGCGCGUGCCGGAGCUAAUGGAAAUGUUCCUGCCGGCGACUCGUAGCUUAAUCACCGAGAAGAAUCACGGGGUCCUUAUCACCGGUGUCACUCUCAUCACGGAGAUGUGCGAGAACAGCGUCGACACGUUAAACCACUUCAAAAAGGAAUGCGGCCAUCGUGAGAUCGUGCCAAAUCUUGUAAGAAUCUUGAAGAAUUUGAUCCUAGCUGGAUAUUCGCCUGAGCACGAUGUGUCCGGAGUAUCCGAUCCGUUUCUUCAAGUCAAGAUAUUGCGUUUGCUGCGCAUUCUAGGACGCAACGAUGUCGACGCGUCCGAGGCAAUGAACGACAUUCUUGCUCAAGUCGCGACUAACACCGAAACCAGCAAAAACGUUGGUAACACGAUACUUUACGAGACGGUUCUCUCGAUCAUGGACAUCAAAUCGGAGAGCGGACUUCGGGUUUUAGCGGUCAACAUACUCGGUAGAUUUUUACUGAAUAACGACAAGAAUAUCAGAUACGUGGCCUUGAACACGUUGCUGAAGACAGUUUACGUGGAUACGAGCGCAGUGCAGAGGCAUCGAUCAACGAUUCUGGAGUGUUUAAAGGAUCCGGACGUAUCGAUCAGAAGGCGCGCGAUGGAGCUGAGUUUCGCGCUGGUGAAUUUCAGCAAUAUCAGAAACAUGAUGAAGGAAUUGCUCUUGUUCUUGGAACGAGCGGACCCGGAGUUCAAGGCUCAAUGCAGUAGCAAUAUCGUAAUGUCUGCGGAGAGAUUCGCGCCUAAUAAACGUUGGCAUCUCGAAACAUUGUUCAAAGUACUCGUCGCGGCUGGUAAUUACGUGCGAGACGACGUGGUGGCGUGCACGAUACAGUUGAUCUCGGAGACGCAAGCUCAACAGGGUUACGCCGUCAGCGCGUUGUGGCGAGCGUUAGAAAAAGACACGUCCGACAAGCAACCGUUGGCGCAAGUAGCCACAUGGUGCAUCGGCGAGUAUGGUGAUCUGUUGCUGUACAGUCCGCCGUCAGAAGAUGCCGAAACUCCAAUCAACCUGACGGAGGAUGAAGUAAUCGAUGUUUAUCAAAGGCUUCUCUGGAAUCCACAGAAUACUGUGGUUACGAAACAGUACACCUUACUGUCCCUCACGAAAUUGAGCACGAGGUUCCAGAAAGGUCACGAGAAAAUUCGUCAGAUCAUAGAUACGUUUGGUAGCAAUUUGCAUAUCGAAUUACAGCAGAGAGGUAUCGAGUUCUCGCAGUUAUUCCGGAAGUACGAUCACCUGCGGCCUGCGUUACUCGAGAGAAUGCCGCCGAUGGAAACCGCGCGACCGCAGGCUAACGGUAUCAUAGGCAUGGUGAACGGUGAACCCGAACCGGAAGAUGAAAAGUCCACGGUAAUCGAACCAGCCACGACUACAUCCGAUUCAAGUGCACUUCUAGAUUUACUUGGAACUACGGAUGUGGGAGUGACGAUGCCAACAACGACCAGUAAAAAUCCCUCGCCGAGUUCGACCGCGGUAGCGCAUAAUAACGACCUGUUGGACUUGCUCGGAAGCUUAGAUUUGAAUACGCCUACGCCUGCACCUACGCUACCACCACAGCCGCAGGCGUCCACACCGAUAUUCAGUCCCACUAACACCAGCAGCAGCUUUCUGGUGGAUGGUUUGCUCAGCACCCCGUCAGUUCAAAACGAUGUACCGAGCAUGGUUGUCUUGGAUAAGUCGGGGCUCAAAAUAACGUUUAAAUUAGAAAGACCGCCCGAUAUUCCUGAUUUGUUAGUCAUAAAUAUGUUGGCUCAAAACUCCGGAAGCACCAUUUUAACCGAUUUUCUGUUUCAAGCAGCAGUUCCUAGGACAUUCCAACUACAAAUGUUAUCCCCGUCGAGUACCGUCAUUCCGCCAUCUGGUCAAGUAACUCAAGUACUGAGAGUGACAAAUAUGAACAGAGCACAGCUAAGAAUGAGAUUACGUAUAUCAUAUACAGGCCCGGCCGGACCAGUUUUGGAACAAACGGAAGUGAAUAAUUUUCCCCUGUCGACAUCACAGUGACAAGACGUAAUACAAAAAACAUUUGUACAUAUGCCUGCCUAAAAUAAUUAAUCGAGUCUAAAGACAGACUGAGAGCAAAAAGAAAAAAAAAAACACAAUGUCGUCUCUUCGUCGUGAGGAACAGUGAAACAUACUUGGCAAACGGAUAUAUCUCUGACAACAAACGUUUUUAAUUAAUUAAGCAAUUGAACCCUUGCGAACCGCGGCGUGUAUGAGACGUGAUCUAAACUUCGUGAGGAGUCUCUGGGUUUGAAACGGCGAAAUUUGCGAUUUGAUUUUCGCACUUAAAUGUCGGGUCAUCUGACUCAAAUCACUCAAAUGUGUGAGUCAUCUGAUCUUCGCAGGAAUGAAUUUCCCUACUAAAAGUAUCAAUCAAUUCUCUCGGCACGCGUGUGUAUGUGAGAGAUGUGACGAAUCUGUGUGUGCGCGGGUGAUUUCGCGCCAGAGUCUUUUGUGAGUUAAUUCGCAUGUCAUUGCCAUCAUUAUCGUUUAUACAUAAUUUUGUUACGCGGGAGAGGAACGAGAGAGUACGUGUUUCUCGUGUAUUGUGUGCCGCGCGUGUGUGUGUAAGAAUGAAAAGUGUGAGAGAGAGAGAGAGAGAGAGAAAAAGAGAGGAGAAAGAUGUAAAUAUUUUUUCUAAACUAAAACACGCGGAGGUUGAGGAGAUAUUGUACUCGGUCGCAUUCCCGUCGUUUUACGGCUACUAAUUUAGCGCGUAAUUUCUCACGUAGGCUAAAAAAUGAAAUAGAGUACGGAGAUAUAGAAAAUAAAUAAGAGAAGAUGAGACAUACACACAUGCACAUACAUAUACACAUACACAACGCAUGCCACUUGAGAGAAACAUACAGUUCAGAAAAGGAGAGGAGGUUCCGUCACCAAAAGUGCUGUCGCGCUGCCCCAGUUAUCGACGAGAAGGCGCUUAACUUUCACUGUAACAAAUCUUUUUCUACUACACGUUUGUAAGUAAGACGCCGGAUGACGCGCGCGAUCGUUCUGUAAAUAAUUAUUAGAUAAUCGCAAUGACUAGAGAGGAAUGUAGGAAAAUUCUUACAACGGGGGGGCAAAAGCAAACAAAUGCGAAACGCGGAUCCUUUCUGAUAUGUGUACACGCAAUAGAAUCAUUAAUCCAAUAAUGAAUAAUACCUGUGUUUUCGUCUUCGAAAGAUAUUAUUUCUCCUUUUUUUCUUUUUGUAUAAAAGGAAUAUAAUAUACACGCAUACAUAUACCUACGCUAUAAUACGCGCACACACAUACACACACAUACACAAUUCAUGUACGGACGUCUACGAUACAUUACGUGCGUAGCGAUUCACAUAAUUUCAAACGUAUUCGGAGUACAGAGUAACAUUGGAGGGCUGAAUUCUGAUUGUCAUGUUAUCUGUCGCGCGUACGUAUGUGUGUAUGUAUGUAUGUAGAAUUCAUCACAUCCGAGUGUAUUAUCGCGAAAGAUCAGGACUAGCCGUUGUUUGUUGUCGAUUAUUUCAAGUCUUUCAAAGCUGCGUCAGAAUGAUAUUUAAUAAUCUGCAUGAGACGAGUGCAAUUGCGUCGAUAGUGUACUCUCUUUGCUCGAUUGCUUAUUUUUAUUAAGUUAAUUCUUAGGAGAAUUACACGAUACUACGAGUGGAAGCUGUAACAUACUAACGUAACACUCUCGUCUGGCAGAGAGAUUGUAAUGCGAAGUGGGAGAACACACUUUGAUGUUUUAAGGUUGAUUUUAUUCGCGAACUGCAGUUAAGUCAUGUCAGUUUGUACAAAGGUCAAGAAACGUGAAGCUAAGAAAUAAUUAUACAUACGUUGAAACCAGAAAAACACAGUCGGCUUUACUUUUUAAAUUAUCCCGUGUUUAAACGGAGGAAGUUCUUAAGUUGCGCGCCAGACACUAACGUCGAACAACAAAUUGAUAACGAAGUAACUCGGUUGUACGUGUCCGUGUUGGCUUUUUAUUGUUUAAUUUUAGAAUUGUUUUUAGUAUUCAAUUCGAAUCAUGCUUGUAACGUCAGGUGCCACUAUGAGUGAUGUCGUUUGUACAUGCAUAUAUGUCCAGGAGAAAGAGAAAUACGGAUAUAACUCGCUCAUAUUUAACAUCAUGUUCUACGAUUUUAUAUAUAUAUAUAUAUAUAAUUAUAUAUAUAAAAUUGUAAUAAUAUAUACUUUAUCGAAUUUUUUUACGCGAGAGCGCUGUGUGAUGAGGGACAAAUGUGAGUUCUACAUAAGUAUACAAUUUAGGAAAAAUAGUAUGCCGGGAGCAAUAGUUGGCGGAAUCGUUUUCAGAUAUCUAUUUUCUUUAGAUUUUCCUACGAAUUAAGUUUAAAAAAAAAAGGAACACGUUGAUUGUACUUAAUUAUUUACUUUGCUCCGCGAUGUAACAGCAUUAUAGCGAGUAUACUUGUAUUAAGUGUAGAUGUGUAUGUGUAUAUGUGUGUAUAUAUAUAUAUAUAUAUAUAUAUAUAUAUAUAUAUAUAUAUAUAUAUAUAUAUAUAUAUAUAAUCAUAAAGAUAUCCUAGUUUUUUUUUUAAGAGCGUCGAUCUAGCACUUUUUUUCCAAGUUGUAUAUCGUACGUUACCUUCUGAUUUUUUAACCGGAAAACUUUUGUAUAACUUCUCAGAGGUUUGCGAUUAGGUUUACAAUUGAGUAUACAACUCUACGCAUUUUAGCUCCGUCCCUGAAUACGUUGUUGUGCGAGAUGCGAGAAAAAGAAAGAGAGAGAAAGAAUGCGAAGUGUAGGAAUUAUAUUAAUUAGAACAGGUGGGUGCGUUUUUGAGUGGCCUUGUCCUAAAGUCUGUGACACAGCGCGUCAGCCCUUCAGUGGGGGUUUGCUCUGCCUACUUGUUCUGAAUAUUAUAUAUUAGUUUUAUAAACAUACCUAUAAAUAUAUAUAUAUAUAUAUA
This is a messenger RNA of Odontomachus brunneus, 5887 nucleotides long. RefSeq names its product AP-1 complex subunit gamma-1 (gene AP-1gamma). NCBI's taxonomy places the organism in Eukaryota, Metazoa, Arthropoda, Insecta, Hymenoptera, Formicidae. The transcript has 16 exons. Gene Ontology annotation, biological process: receptor-mediated endocytosis; Golgi to vacuole transport; intracellular protein transport. The record is from RefSeq and is a predicted model, not a curated record. Gene Ontology annotation, cellular component: AP-1 adaptor complex; membrane coat; Golgi apparatus. The coding region runs from base 384 to 2999 and encodes 871 amino acids. Gene Ontology annotation, molecular function: clathrin-cargo adaptor activity.